This is a messenger RNA of Phragmites australis (common reed), 1424 nucleotides long. Its product is annotated as GDSL esterase/lipase At5g45670-like. The coding region runs from base 76 to 1176 and encodes 366 amino acids. NCBI's taxonomy places the organism in Eukaryota, Viridiplantae, Streptophyta, Magnoliopsida, Poales, Poaceae. The transcript has 4 exons. Gene Ontology annotation, molecular function: hydrolase activity, acting on ester bonds. The record is from RefSeq and is a predicted model, not a curated record.
CUCGAAUGCACAUUUGAUCCGGCGUGGCUCGAGCCUAACAUCCUACCUAUCCAGCUAGCGGCGCAGCAGCUAGAAAUGGGGCGUGCAGCAAUGCGGUGGCUCCCGGCGCUGCUCGCCGUCCUGGCCGCGCGGCUGGCCACCGUCGUCGUCGUCCGGGCCGCUCCCCAGGUACCGUGCUACUUCGUGUUCGGGGACUCGCUCGUCGACAACGGGAACAACAACGACAUCGCGUCGCUGGCGCGGGCCAACUACCCGCCCUACGGCAUCGAUUUCGCCGGCGGCCCGACGGGACGGUUCAGCAACGGCCUCACCACCGUCGAUGCUAUAUCUCGUCUUCUGGGCUUCGACGAUUACAUCCCCGCGUACGCCGGCGCAAGCAACGAUCAGCUUCUCACUGGCGUCAACUUCGCCUCCGCUGCAGCCGGGAUACGGGACGAGACCGGCCAGCAACUGGGCGCACGGAUAAGCUUUGGCGGUCAGCUCCAGAACUACCAAGCUGCCGUGCAGCAGCUGGUGAGCAUCCUGGGCGACGAGGACUCGGCGGCGAACCACCUGAGCCAGUGCAUCUUCACCGUGGGCAUGGGCAGCAACGACUACCUCAACAACUAUUUCAUGCCCGCCAUCUACUCCACCAGCCAGCAGUACACGCCGGAGCAGUAUGCCGACGUGCUCAUCAACCAGUACUCGCAGCAGCUCAGCGCCUUGUACGACAACGGGGCGAGGAAAGUGGCGCUGAUGGGCAUUGGGCAGGUCGGGUGCAGUCCGAACGAGCUGGCGCAGCAGAGCCCCGACGGCAGCACCUGCGUGGGGCGGAUCAACAGCGCCAUCGAGAUCUUCAACGAUAAGCUCGUCGGCCUCGUCGACCAGUUCAACGCGCUGCCGGGGGCGCAAUUCACCUACAUCAACGCCUACGGGAUCUUCGAGGACAUCUUGAGAGCCCCAGGAUCGCACGGUCUGACGGUGACGAACCGAGGGUGCUGUGGGGUCGGGAGGAACAACGGGCAGGUGACGUGCCUGCCGUUCCAGACGCCGUGUGCCAACAGGAACGAGUACCUCUUCUGGGACGCCUUCCACCCCACGGAGGCGGCCAACAUCCUCGUCGGCCGGAGGGCGUACAGCGCGGCGCUGCAGUCCGACGUCCACCCGGUGGAUCUGCGCACGCUCGCUCAGCUCUAGUUACAAGAGAUGCCGGUCACGUCGAGAGCUUAUAGGUGUCUUCCCUUUUUGUUUUUUUGUUUCUCUCGUGAUUGUGCGGAAAUUAUAAGGUUACAUAUUUCCUUUCUUUUCUUAUUUUACAUAUUUCCUUUCUUCCGUCUGCUACUCGCAAGCUUUGUGUGCAUCUGAACUAUAUAUAUGAUACAUAUAGAGGGUUUCUUCCGGUUUUACUUAAAGUAAUUGAGGGCAUACUUCCUAUUAUUCUGAAA